Molecule: messenger RNA, 1317 nt
Organism: Galdieria sulphuraria
Lineage: Eukaryota; Rhodophyta; Bangiophyceae; Galdieriales; Galdieriaceae
Product: protoporphyrinogen oxidase
Exons: 7
Coding region: 34-1107 (357 amino acids)
Biological process (GO): nucleoside triphosphate catabolic process; cytokinin biosynthetic process
Molecular function (GO): nucleoside triphosphate diphosphatase activity
Source: RefSeq, a predicted model, not a curated record
UCUGGCGGGAUUCUGAACAUUUCUUUCUAGAGAAUGGCGUUGAAUGGAGAGAGUACUCUAAAGGCGAGCGUGACUGUUUAUGGAGCGUCAAGUUCAGGAAUCGACCCAAAAUAUUUGCAGGUUGGACAGGAGCUUGGGAAGGCCAUUGCCAGGAAGGGCUGGAGACUUGUCAACGGUGGUGUAAAGUCAGGUAUGAUGAAAGCUUGUAUAGACGGUGCCCUUUCUGUUGGUGGACGUGUUAGUGUUGUUAUACUGGACAAAUUUGUGAACAAGGCCUAUCCACUUCCUAGCGAAGUUCGUAUUGUCGACAAUAUGACAGAAAGGAAACUUGGCCUGAUGGAAUUGAGUGAUUUAAUUGUAGUCGCUCCUGGUGGUUUUGGCACUUUGGAAGAAGUCUUUGAAGUUCUCUCUUGGAAUCAGUUAUCGCUCAUUAAUAAGCGUGUCAUAUUUUUGAAUGCGUUCCAUUUUUUUGAUUUUCUGAGAGCGUUUCUGGCGAAACUUGAGAGUGAACACUUCAUAUCAGAAACCAGCAAGUCAUUUUAUUUUUUUGUCGAUAGUGUUGAAGAGACCAUUAACUUAUUGGAAAAAAUUUCACUGUACAAAAAUAUAGAAGCCAAUUCUUUACAUCAUGAAAAAGAAGAGCCCUCCUUUAUGUCAGAGUGGAAUGAUGUUGACAAAAGUGAAGAGGUGGAAAAGUACCUCUCCCACGACUUGGAGAAAUCUUCCAAUGGAACCACUUUUCAAGAUCCUUGGAGUCCGACCAAGCUUGGUGCUCACCAGUUUUUGGAUUUCGUACGUGAAACAAGUCGUCAGUUUGUAGAGUCAAGGGGAUGGGAAAGCUAUAAUACUCCUCGAAAUGUAUUGCUAGCAAUGGUCGGUGAAGUAGGUGAACUAGCAGAAUGUUUUCAGUGGAAAGGAGAAGUAUCUGUUGGUUUGUCUGAAUUCUCAGCAGAUGAAAGAAAGCAUAUUUCUGAAGAAGUUGCGGAUGUAUUUAUAUAUCUUACUCGUUUGUCAGAAAUUUGUGGCAUUCAUUUGGAAGAUGCAGUUAUACGUAAACUUGAAAAAAAUGAAGAAAAGUAUGCAACAGAUAAAUGUCAUAAGAAUUGAUCAAUUUGGAAAGAGUCACUUUUUGCUUUUUGGACGACCCUUACCACCUCUCGGUCUUGCAAUUACAGCUGGAGCAGUUUCUUCGUCUGAAUCCGUUGAAGCUGAUAAUUCAUCGCUUUUCGUAUAUGAUUCUUCAGAGUCAUCUAUAAAUAUUUCCAUUUCUGCAUUUGUAACACUUGUGAUAUUUGGCUGGUCUACCGUUUUUUCCUU